AUGUCACAAGUUUAUGAUAGACCUAAUAUUAAUAGUAAUAAUAAUAAUAAUAGUACAUUAUUAUGGAAUAAUGAAAUCCCAAUAAUUGAUUAUCCUAUUAAACACCCUUAUGAUAUCAUGAAUGAUACUGUUAUUAGAAAUCAAUUAACAUCUCAUAUUGAUAAUAUUUGGGAUUAUUCAUAUAAUUUACCAAGAACUACAUAUUUCCCUAUAACUACUAUUGAUACAUUACCUAUCAAUUCAUUUGUAUGGUCAGAUUCAUCAUCAAUGACAUCAUUUUAUUCAUGGAAUAAUGAACCAUUGACUUCAUCCCCACAACAACAACAGCACCAGCAAACAUUCUGGUUAGAUAAUCAUCAUGAAAUGAAUUAUCAUAAUUUAUUAAUAGAAGAUGAAAUUGUAGAAAAUGAAUUUAAUUAUAGUAAAAAUUAUUUAUCAACUUUAACUGAUAGUUUACAACUGAAUACUACUAAUAAUCCUACUAUAAUUACUACUUAUAAUGAUAAAACUACUGAUAUAGAAAAUGGAAUUAAUACAUUUAUGAUGUCACCUUUAACAACAACAACAGCAUCGACAACAUCGACAUCAUCAUCAUCAUCAUCAUCAUCAUCAUCAUCAUCAUCAUCAGCGUUAUUGGCUUAUUUAAAUUUGGAUAAAAUUAAGGUCAUUGAAAAUUUGAUGGAUUCAAAUAAAAGUUAUACUCAGUCGGAAUCGAAUUUAGUUCAAUGUUCAAGAAAUAUCAAAACAAACAACAAAUCCACUAUUCGAUCAAAUGAAUCAUUUAAACUUCCAAAUCAUAUUGGUCAUUUCAAAAGUUUCUAUAAAACUGAUUAUGAUACUUAUCAGAAUACAUUAAAUAUUAAUAAUAAUAAUAUGACUAAUGUAAAUUUAUUCAAAUCGACUACAUCAGAAGAAUUACAAACUCAACGAUUUCUAGCUAAUGUUCGUGAAAGACAACGUACACAAUCAUUGAAUCAAGCAUUUUCUGAAUUACGUCGUAUUAUACCAACAUUACCAUCGGAUAAAUUAAGUAAAAUACAAACACUUAAAUUAGCUACACGAUAUAUUGAUUUUUUAUCUCAAGUACUUGAUACAUCAACACCACCGUCAUCAACAUCAACGUCAUUACGAACAACAGGAACAGUUGUAUCAACAUUAUCGUCAUCAUCUAAUAAUGAUCAAUUGAGUGAAUUUGUAGAUGAUAUCUAUCCAAUGACAAGUAAAUAUCCUAUUUCUUGUUUAACUAAUAAUAAUAAUAGUACACAUCUGAUUGAUCCUUCAUUCUUAUCAACUGAUUAUAAUCCUAUUGAAAAGUUGAAAUGUCUAACACCAUAUUAUAAAUAUAAUUUAAACAAAAUUAAUCAGUGUCAGUGUAAAUUUAAUUUUAAUGAUUAUAGUCAGUUGUCAUCUACAUCAACAUUAUCAUCACCGUCAUCAGUAUCGCCUUCAUCAUCAUCAUCAUCAUCAUCAUCAUCAUCAUCAUCAUCAUCAUCAUCAUCCUCAUCCUCAUCGUCAUCAUGUUCCCCAUUGUCAUCAACAUCUUCAAACUCUACAUCAGAGAUAACAGUAUGUUGUAAUGAAAAUAAUACAAGUACUAGUACUAGUACUAAUAUGAAUAAUAAAUACAGAUUUUUAUUGAAUGAUUUGGAUUAUUUGAAUAAAUUUUCAUCAUCACCAUCAUCUACAACUUCACAACCAUUUAUAACAUCAGAGAUAACAACAUCGACUACAGUGAAGACAUUGACGAUGAUUACGACAACAACAACAACAACAACAACGGCAACAACAGCAGCAUCCAUCUAUCCAAACCAAGGUCUAAGUUAUGCAUUUUCAGUAUGGCGUAUGGAAGGUGCAUGGUUGUCAACAUAUGAUACUAAACUAUAA
Molecule: messenger RNA, 1884 nt
Organism: Schistosoma haematobium
Lineage: Eukaryota; Metazoa; Platyhelminthes; Trematoda; Strigeidida; Schistosomatidae
Exons: 3
Coding region: 1-1884 (627 amino acids)
Biological process (GO): developmental process; regulation of transcription by RNA polymerase II
Molecular function (GO): RNA polymerase II transcription regulatory region sequence-specific DNA binding; protein dimerization activity; DNA-binding transcription factor activity, RNA polymerase II-specific
Source: RefSeq, a predicted model, not a curated record